AUGGAUCGAUUGAGAGUUCCGGUCCUGAGGACCUCCCGCAAAAUCUUUGCCCCGUUUCACACGCUCAAAUCGAGACUUACAAGAAUAUUUGGAUUGUAUCGGCUCGGAUCUUCAGAUUCGCCAGAGAGCCCAACUUGGAGUGACUCAGAAUUGAAGCUUCUCGAAGAGAGAAGUGCCUCAGAACGGAAUUCCCUUGAGCAUCUGCCCUCUGCUGAACCGAGGAAUUCCCCUUCAAAGCUCUGCCUCAUGCUAGGCAUCAUGACGAAUAUUGUCUCAACAACCUCUAUUGUUUUCACUAACAAAUACAUUUUCUCACAUGAAGGACUGCGCAACUGUCAAUUAGCAUUUGCAGCCUACCACUUCUUGAUCACCGGACUUACAUUGUGGGCUAUAUCCCAGCUUCGUUACGGUGAUUUCGUCGCAAAAAGAAUCCCAAUUUACCGCAACUUCCACCUUGUUACCCUGACUAGCGCCCAAGUGGUUCUCCAAAAUUUAUCUCUCGCAUAUUCGUCGGUCAUAUUCCACCAGCUUGUGAGACUACUCCUCACGCCAGCUACCGCUUUGUUCGGUUUUUUAUUCUAUCGUGCUACUAUUCCAAGUGCAUCAAUCAUUCCCUUGGUGAUCUUAUGUGGCGGCGUUGGAGUUACUUUCUAUUGUGAUUCUCAUUCUAUGACUGAUAAAAACGCCGGGACAUCUCUACAGGGAGUCGUCUUCGCUUUCACCGGCGUACUGACCAGCGCUCUUUAUACAACGCUAAUCGGAACAUAUCAGAAAAAGUUGCAAGUAAAUAGCAUGCAGCUUCUUCUCAAUCAAGCGCCUAUGAGUGCCGGCUUUCUUAUGUGUUUGGCCCCCUUUAUUGAUACUUCUCCCACGGCCACCGCGCUUUCGCCAUCAGUGUGCUUCGCAAUUUUUGGAAGCGGAAUGUUAGCUUGCCUUGUGAACGUUUCCCAAUUUUACGUUAUCAAUGCCGUAGGCCCAGUCAACAGCACUGUAAUUGGACAUUUGAAAACUUGCAUGAUUGUGGGCCUGGGGUGGUUUAUUAGUGAUCAACCAAUUUCAAUGCAAAGCGUUGUUGGCAUCAUAAUGGCACUGCUGGGUAUGAGCCUGUAA
Molecule: messenger RNA, 1110 nt
Organism: Penicillium macrosclerotiorum
Lineage: Eukaryota; Fungi; Ascomycota; Eurotiomycetes; Eurotiales; Aspergillaceae
Exons: 3
Coding region: 1-1110 (369 amino acids)
Cellular component (GO): membrane; Golgi apparatus
Molecular function (GO): antiporter activity
Source: RefSeq, a predicted model, not a curated record